Messenger RNA from Sycon ciliatum, 2219 nucleotides. Its product is annotated as nuclear receptor coactivator 5-like. Lineage: Eukaryota; Metazoa; Porifera; Calcarea; Leucosolenida; Sycettidae. Bases 105 to 1973 code for a protein of 622 amino acids. The record is from RefSeq and is a predicted model, not a curated record. Gene Ontology annotation, molecular function: RNA binding. The transcript has 5 exons.
AUUCUUGCACUUGCUUUGGGGGAAGCUAUUAUUUUGGUUUGCAAGUGCUUGUAGGACUGUUCCAUUCCGAUAGUUGGUGGAAUCAGAGAACACAGAGUAUUGUGAUGGGCACAAGAAGGGAUUCUCCGACCAGGCUCGCGCGCCUUGGACGCCUGACGAACGACCCUAAAAGUGCGGAAGCUCGUGUAUUUGUAGGAAAUAUCUCACCACAAACAGCAUCGGAGCAAGAACUUCGUGACCUUUUCUCGCAGUAUGGUGAAGUGAUUGGCUUAUCGAUGCACAACAAUGGCAAGUAUGCUUUUGUGCAAUUCAGUGCCCAGGACCAGGCUCACAACGCUAUUAGUGGUGCCAUGGGGCACACGAUGGGAGGAAAGCGAAUCGAUGUUCGUCCUGCUGUCGAUAAAAAGUCGUCGGCCCCCCGUUCUGGGAGCCAGGGGGGCGGUUACAGCCGUCCUCCACCGCGGUAUUCAGAGCGGCCUCCUCCACCCCACUCGUCAUCAAGCUCACAUUCCUUGACUCCUGGCGAUUUUCGUCUGUUUGACGUUGGCCAAAUGAGCGGUGGUCGAUCUAGCUCUCCUGCUCCUGCAGCACACGAGUCCUCAGCUCCUCCAGAUUAUUCUGGUGCUGCGGGAGCACGCUAUGCACCACCAGCACACCCUCAAUCAUCUUCUGCAGUGGCUCCUGCCAGUGGGCAAGCAGUGCCACCAGAAACAGCAGCAGAUCAGAGUCAUUCUCAUGCUCCACCUCAUCAUGCACCGCCACCUCCCGCUCGGUCACCACCACGACCAGUGGAGGAAAGGCAUCACGGCAGAAGCCGUUCACCGCACUGGCCGGAACGACCUGCGUCUCCUCCAAGAUAUGAACGACGUGAGCGCUCUCGCUCACCUGGCUGGUAUCGCUAUGAAGAGGAGCGUAGACGCUAUGAGUAUGAGCUAGCACGAUGGGAGGAUGAGGAGCGUUAUCGUCGCUGGUACUAUGAAAACUACGGCGAGCCUCGCUACAGUGAUCGUCAUGACCCGUACUACCGAGAUCAUUAUUCCUACGAGCGUGGACGCGAGCGAGCAAGUAGGCAUGAUGACUACUGGCAGCGGCAAGACAGUCGUCACCCUGAACACUACCAUGACAGCAGGCACGCACCAGAGCACUAUCGCAGUGAGCACCAUCACCCUGGUCAAGCUGGUGCUGCGCCAGGACCUGCCCGGCCUCCUCCUCGUCCCCAGCACAAUGAGCUUUUUGAGAAAGAGCGUGCUGCUGCUGCACCUGCUCCAGCUUCUCAGCCGCAGAGACCCCCACUUGAUAGUUUGGUUUUGAUGGUGCACAAGCAGCAACAGGGUUAUGCCAACAUGAUAUCUCAUCGUCUCAAGGAAGCGGGCAUGCUAUCUGAGACGCGCGAGAUGCCGGGAACUGCAUCCCUACCUGACAUCAUUGCAGCUGGCAUCAAGCGCAAGCUCCUGUUCUUAUUCGUUGUCACAAGUGAGAAUGAGCUUCAUCGAUCACUCUCUGUUCACAUCUUGCAUAUGUCGCCAGUACAAGAGCACAAGAACAUGCCGUUUGACGAUGCUCUUGAUCUCGUUAAGCGGAACUUUGAAGAGUAUUGUGCUGACGUUCGUGCUGGACGAGUUCCCUCUCGUCUUGCUCCUGUACAGCCAAAGCCUGGCGUCGCUGCUCCGGCAGGUUCCGUAGGCUCUUCUAAUGGCACAGCCAGUGCUAGGCCUGCAGAUGGCCCUGUACCAGCUGGGCCACCACAGCCGUCAGGGGCCAAUGCAGCCGCCGCUGACAUCUCCACAGAACAGCUCUCCUCACUCAUUAGCACUCUGAGGGAGAAGCAGCAGCAGCAGCAGCAAGCUGCGCCGGGUAGCGCUGAUGGUGCAGGCACUGCUCCUGCGCAGCAGAGCAUUCCGCCGGUGGAGAUCAAGGAAGAGCCAACACAGCCCGCUGCUUCAGGCGAGGCAAAGAAAUUCAGCUGGACCUGAAACGAAAAAAAGCAUCGUCAUUGUCUCGGUGCCUUGUGUCAUUGCUUCUCAUUGUGCUUUCUUUCGUGUGGUGGUUUUUGCAACAAUUCUCCCCAGGUUCCUGUGUCUUUUAUAAAUUGUAUCAUUGUAACAGUGUUGUUUCUUGUUUUUAACAUUGUCGUGUUGCUGUCUACCAUUGUCAUAUUACAUGAGUGUAUGUGUACUGAUUUUACCCUUAGUGAACCAAAAUUUAAUUAGUGCGGGGUA